AUGAGGCGUCCUCUUGCGCAAGUAGCAAAGAUGGACGACCCUCUGGCCAUUCGUGUGCAGAAAUUGGCCCCCGAACUCUUCGACGAGAUCUUCGACCUCGUCUUCACGCUCGACGAUGACCCAUCUGUGAUUCUCACCCACGACUACAAGCCACCUCCACAACUUCAAGUCGACCGCGCCUCCCGGGCCACUUUCGCCGCCACUUACUACCCCAACACCGCCUUCUGUCUCGCAUCUGUCGCAAAAAAAAGCCUGCUCUCGAGGCUCUCGGUAGCUUCAUCAAGUCCUUGCCCGAGCCCACCGUCGCAUGAUCCGGAAGAUGCACACCAUUGGCAACCGGCGUCCGCACGACGCAGAUUUCUUCCAGGUGUACGAAUACCGUCGCGCUUUCGUCAACUUUCACUGCAGGGAAGUCAACAAGUUCAUGAGAGACGGGCUUUCCAAGGUCGGGAGGCACGUUGCUCAUGCAGAGGCGAAGCUUCAUGUCACGUUUUUGGUGACGCAGGGAGACGGAUUGGUGAAGAAGUAUCUCGAGUCGAUUGCAUUGCGCCGCGGGACGAAUUAAGAUGA
Molecule: messenger RNA, 570 nt
Organism: Zasmidium cellare ATCC 36951
Lineage: Eukaryota; Fungi; Ascomycota; Dothideomycetes; Mycosphaerellales; Mycosphaerellaceae
Exons: 1
Coding region: 1-570 (189 amino acids)
Source: RefSeq, a predicted model, not a curated record